Molecule: messenger RNA, 1332 nt
Organism: Arachis duranensis
Lineage: Eukaryota; Viridiplantae; Streptophyta; Magnoliopsida; Fabales; Fabaceae
Exons: 2
Coding region: 1-1332 (443 amino acids)
Source: RefSeq, a predicted model, not a curated record
AUGGAAAGCAACAAAAAGCCAACAGAGGAAGAGGAAGCCAACAACAAAGAAGUGACAGCAAGCAAGCAAACUUCAGAGAAGCUCAAAGAGAAGGAUGACCAGCCACAAAACUUAAGGAAAGGGAAGGAAGAAAUAGAAGGACCAUCUCAAGGACAGAAGCAAGAUGAGAAGACUUCCACAUCUCCCUUGCCAUACCCUCAAAGGUUCAACAAGGAGACUAAUGAUCAACACUUCUCCAAAUUCUUUGAAGUCUUCAAGAAAUUGGAGAUUAAUAUUCCAUUGGCUGAGGCAUUAGAGCAGAUGCCUCUAUAUGCAAAGUUCUUAAAAGAACUUAUCAAUAAAAAGAGAAGUUGGCAUGAAAAGGAAACAGUGCUUCUCACUGAAGAAUGCAGUGCACCAAAUCUUAAAGAUCCAGGGAGUUUUGUAGUUUCAUGUACCAUAGGUAAGAUGACCUUAGACAAAGCUCUCUGUGAUCUUGGUGCUAGUAUCAAUUUUAUGCCCCUAUCAUUGAUGAGAAAGCUUGCCAUAGAAGAACUCAAACCUACCAGGAUGUCUUUGGUAAUGGCCGACAGAUCAAUCAAGACACCCAAUGGCAUUAUGGAAAAUCUAUUGGUGAAGGUUGGAGAGUUUAUUUUCCCAGCAGACUUUGUAAUUUUGGACACAGAAGAGGAAGAAAACAAUUCAAUCAUUUUGGAAAGGCCAUUUUUAGCCACAGCAAGAGCUAUUAUUGAUGUGGAGAAGGGAGAAAGGAUCUUCAGGGUACAGAAUGAGCAAAUGAUCAUCGAUGUUUUCAAAGCAAUGCAACAUCCCUCUAAGCAAGAAGAUUACAUGAGAGUAGAUAUAAUAGAAAGUUUGGUGGAAGAAAUGUUAGAAGCCAAUCAUCAUGAGCAACAAGAAGAAGAAAGGGAAGAAGAUCAGGAGACAAUGGAAGCACAAGUAGCUGAAAUUUCCAGUGAGAAAGAGGUGAAACAAGACAAGAAGGAAGAAGUGCCAAAACAAGACUUGAAGCCUCUCCCUAUUCAUCUCAAAUAUGCAUUCCUUGGCAUAGCAAAUAGCUUUCAAGUGAUCAUCAACUCUUCCCUGACUGAAGAAGAAGAAGGAAAGCUCCCUAAUGUACUAAAGGCUCACAAAGAUGCAUUAGGAUGGACUAUUGAUGACUUAAAGGGUAUUAGUUUUGCAGUUUGCGUGCAUAAGAUCCUCUUGGAAGACAAUUCCAAACCAGUGGUUGAUGAUUGGAUUUUUGAUGAUUUCAAUUUAAUUGCUAAUUUGAACAUGUCUUUUGUUAAUGCUUACCAAGUGUUCGCUGAAUUGUUUACUUUGAGUAUGGAGUAG